UGGUCCUCUGAUACAUUUCAGAAUGCCGCUGGUAAAAAGGAACAUAGACCCCAGGCACUUGUGCCACACAGCUCUGCCCCGAGGUAUCAAGAAUGAGUUGGAAUGUGUCACCAAUAUUUCCUUGGCAAAUAUAAUCAGACAACUGAGUAGCCUAAGUAAAUAUGCUGAAGAUAUAUUUGGUGAACUUUUCAAUGAAGCACACAGUUUCUCAUUUAGAGUCAACUCCUUACAAGAGCGUGUAGAUCGCUUGUCUGUCAGUGUUACACAACUCGAUCCAAAGGAAGAGGAAUUGUCACUGCAGGACAUUACAAUGAGAAAAGCUUUCCGGAGUUCCACGAUUCAAGACCAGCAGCUGUUUGACCGCAAAACUCUGCCAAUUCCUUUGCAAGAAACUUACGACAUUUGUGAACAGCCUCCUCCACUUAACAUUCUCACCCCUUACAGGGAUGAUGGAAAAGAGGGUUUGAAGUUCUAUACCAAUCCUUCAUAUUUCUUUGAUCUGUGGAAGGAAAAAAUGUUGCAGGACACAGAGGACAAAAGAAAAGAAAAGAGGAAGCAGAAGCAGAAAAAUCUAGAUCGCCCUCACGAACCAGAGAAAGUGCCAAGGGCACCUCAUGACAGACGGAGAGAGUGGCAGAAGCUAGCCCAAGGUCCAGAGCUCGCAGAAGAUGAUGCUAACCUCUUACAUAAGCACAUUGAAGUUGCUAAUGGCCCAGCUUCACAUUUUGAAUCAAGAUCUCAAGCAUACGUGGACCACAUCGACGGGUCGUAUUCGCUGUCCGCCUUGCCCUACAGCCAGAUGUCUGAGCUGCUGAACCGGGCCGAGGAGCGCGUGCUGGUCAGGCCCCACGAGCCGCCGCCGCCGCCUCCCAUGCACGGGGCAGCCGAAGUGAAGCCCGUGCCUCCCUGCGUGAGUUCUACUCCUGGCUUGGUAGAAAAUCGCCCUCAGUCACCAGCAACAGGCAGAACACCGGUGUUUGUGAGCCCCACUCCUCCUCCUCCACCACCACCACCUCUUCCAUCUGCUUUGUCGACUUCAUCAUUAAGAGCUGCAAUGACUUCCACCCCUCCACCCCCAGUCCCACCCCCACCACCCCCUCCCACAGCUGCUCUGCAGGCCCCAGCUGUGCCACCUCCGCCAGCUCCUCUCCAGAUAGCUCCUGGAGUUCUUCAUCCAGCUCCACCUCCAGUUGCUCCUCCCCUAGCACAACCCUCUCCCCCUGUCACUAGAGCCGCCCAAGUGUGCGAAGCUCUACCCGUUCACCCAGUUCCUCCACAAGCUGAAGUACAGGGACUUCCACCACCACCCCCGCCUCCUCCCCUGCCACCUCCUGGCAUUCGACCCUCCUCCCCUGUCACAGUUGCAAACCUUUCCCACCCUCCUCCUGUUCUGCACCCUCCUCCCACAACCAUUGUCCCUGGCCCUCAUGCACCCAUAAUGCCCCCAUCUCCACCGUCCCAAGUGAUUCCUGCUCCUGAGCCCAAACGCCAUCCUUCAACUCUUCCUGUGAUCAGUGAUGCUAGAAGCGUUCUGCUGGAAGCAAUACGGAAAGGUAUUCAGCUCCGCAAAGUCGAAGAGCAGCGGGAGCAAGAAGCGAAGCACGAGCGCAUUGAGAACGAUGUUGCCACCAUCCUCUCCCGUCGCAUUGCUGUGGAAUACAGUGAUUCAGAAGAUGAUUCAGAAUUUGAUGAAGUAGAUUGGCUAGAGUAAAAUUAUUACAUUGCUGUACACUGCAAAAUCGAAUGCUAAUGUCCGUUGUGGUGCUUGUUCUUUGGAAGUUUGAUGGUCAUUUCUAGUGUUUUUUGUAUUCUUUUCUUAACAUAAUUAAUCCAUGUUUUUCUACUUUUCAGUUUACAAAGAGCUCCUAGUGCAUCUUCAAAACUAAAUGUUUUACAGUGGCUUUUCUUACACAUCUCUUUUGGAAGAACAUACUUUGUUCCAAUAGACCACUAAGUAUUAAGCAUGGGCAGCUGUUGGUAGAGUAGCAGUUUCAAUUUUUUGGCAUAUCUUAACUGUGCACUUUGUGAAUUUUAAGUUGAUGAAGGCAACUGAGAUUGACAUUCCAAGGGCAGCUGUAUGUACUAAUGAGCCUUAUUCCACUUCUGAUAGUGUUUUAAAACAUUAAACCUAGCUGUCAAAAUAUCACUGCCUCGAUCACACCUGUACACUAAAAGUACAUAUAGUUAGCAGCACUGAACACACUGAAAAGCAAAUGGAUCUUUGGGGGGGUUUAUUAUUGUUUUAUUGUUGUUUUUAAAUAAUUAUGGCCUUAUUUGAAUGUUUAGAGAUUCCCCUUCCCUUCUUCCCUCCCAGGUACAUAUUGUGUGGUACUAUUUUUGCCUGCAUAAUAAAAGUUUAAAGUUUUUUUUUUCCUUGUGAAAUCUUUUGACUUAAACAUGCUGUGUAACUUAUGUAACUGUUAAAAUAACAGUUUGAUUUAAUAAAUGGUUCAUUUUAAAUGUU
Messenger RNA from Onychostruthus taczanowskii (white-rumped snowfinch), 2464 nucleotides. RefSeq names its product WASP family member 1 (gene WASF1). Gene Ontology annotation, cellular component: cytoskeleton. The coding region runs from base 23 to 1711 and encodes 562 amino acids. The transcript has 8 exons. NCBI's taxonomy places the organism in Eukaryota, Metazoa, Chordata, Aves, Passeriformes, Passeridae. The record is from RefSeq and is a predicted model, not a curated record. Gene Ontology annotation, molecular function: protein kinase A regulatory subunit binding; actin binding; Arp2/3 complex binding. Gene Ontology annotation, biological process: actin cytoskeleton organization; positive regulation of Arp2/3 complex-mediated actin nucleation.